Molecule: messenger RNA, 4121 nt
Organism: Ylistrum balloti
Lineage: Eukaryota; Metazoa; Mollusca; Bivalvia; Pectinida; Pectinidae
Product: putative RNA-binding protein Luc7-like 2
Exons: 9
Coding region: 1946-3034 (362 amino acids)
Biological process (GO): mRNA splice site recognition
Cellular component (GO): U1 snRNP; U2-type prespliceosome
Molecular function (GO): mRNA binding
Source: RefSeq, a predicted model, not a curated record
CCACAUUUUUAAGUAUUAUCAAGCAAUACAAAAUGUCGGCCCAGGAUCAAAUGCGGGCAAUGCUAGACGAGCUUAUGGGCACGUCAAGGAAUGGUGAGUUUGGACUGAUGCUGGGGAGGGCAAGUGAAAUGAGGACUUUUUUUUAGCCACUUCGUCCCAAUGACGAUUUCGGAAUAUUGUCUCUAGUAGAACGUAAUAAAGUGUUAUUAAGGACAUCCCAUUGUUACGGUAGGCCUAAUGCAAAAAAUACUAAUGUGAUUGUCCGAAUUUCUCGUUCUCCUGUAGUGAAUACAUAUUCAACGUUAUGAAGGACUAUUUCAUGUGUCUUCCCAUUAACGCUCGAGACGCUUUAUUGAUCGAUUUUGUUGACGAAAUGGGAUAGAUUUAUAUCCGUUUUCUUUGGAACAAGAACUCUGGGCGCGUAUUGAUUUGUUUCUUUUUUGAUGAUCUGGAAUGUAGUGUUUAAUCUGUUAUUUAUUUUCCUUUCUAAUAUUUACCAAUUCUCUAUUCAUUACCCAUGAAAUAAUUUAAAGCAAAUAUACAUCAAAUCAUAAGGCGUAUUAUUAAGAGUCAUCACGUGUAGAGUCCUCUGUUUACUCUCUCUUAAGAAUAUAGGUACGUGUGCCGUAAAUCUAUAUUCUUACCAGUAUAUCUAAACAUGUCUUUUUGCAACAAUAUAUAUCGGGGGGAAAAGAUGCCUUUCCUCUCUUCAAUCUUUAAGCUCAAUGUAUGUUACACUCGAAUGUGCUCCGAAUGUUAUAUAUUUUUAAAAUUUGAUUAUCUUCAUUUUCUCACAUUUGGAAGGGUUUUUUUUUCAAAAUUAGAAUAUUUCCUCUGAGAUAUUUUGUAACCAAACCAUCUCUUUGCAUAAUCCAUGUCAGUUUUUCUGAAUGUUGCCUUUACAUUUAGGUUCAAAGAAGAGAAGGUGGUAUUGCCUUGUAUUUGUCACAAAAAGUUCUUUUCAAGAGAGUAUUAAACAUUUAACAAUUUUGUUGAAAUGCUGAUAGCAAACUAAAGGUUUAUCAUAUAUCCAUACAUCUAAUUACAACAAACACUAAAUUUACAAUACCGUGUAUGUAAAAGAAAUAAACAGACUACCAGAUGUGUUUCUGAAAAUUGAAGUCUUUGAAAUUUGGUGUAUAAUCAUUGACAGACUUCACUGAUAUUUCCAUUUAGGUGUGAUUAUGCAUUGGUUAUAUUAAGAUUCCCUUGUGAUGUGAAAACCAUGAAAAAGUGUAUUUAUUAUCUCCUUCCCUGUUUUUGAAGGGAGCUAUUUCAUGAGCUGUUUCCCAGUCAAAAAUGAAAGGGUGAUGAAAGGCCAAGCCGGGACACAGCAAAGUACAAAGUGAAGUUUGAUGAUCCUCGGGUAUGUAAGAGUUUCCUGCUAGCCUGCUGUCCUCAUGAUAUUCUCUCCAGCACGGUAAGUUGCUCUCUUGUUACCUUUAUCCCACUCAGUUCAUUGCCAUUUGGUACGUAUGAUAAACCGGUUAAUUUUCAACCGAUUUUGGGGAAAUGUUAACUUUUAAUUUGAUUUGGUAGAAAAUGCAUAUGAUAAGAGUAAAACACAUAAAAAAUACUUAACUUCCUUUUGUGUAAAUCUUAUGAAAUUUAUUUUGAAAUGUAUUAAAUAUUUUUAUUCAACACAAUUUUGAUUAAACUCAUAACUUGAAGUUCUUGUUAGCCUCUUCUCUGGAUCUUCAGACAUUGUUUUAUGGGUUUUGUCAUUCAACUCCACUCCUAUGAAGUGGGUAUUUUUCAGUACAAAAAAGUCUGAAAAUAAUAAUGAUUGAAAGAUCCCCUGCCCAUCUGUCAUUGACUUGUUCUUGUCUCCUUUGUCAGAUCAAAUGUGAUAGUUACGAUACCGAUGUAUCUUACUUUGUUGAUCUUAUAGUGCAUUGAACAUUGAUAAUGUAAGUGAUGAUCUUCUUAUCUGAUUUUACAGAGGAUGGAUCUUGGAGAGUGUCCAAAGAUUCAUGACCUGGCACUGAGAGCAGACUAUGAAUGGGCCACCAAAAAGAAGGACUACUACUAUGACAUUGAUGCCAUGGAACAUCUCCAGAGUUUCAUCGCAGACUGUGACAGGAAAACAGAGAUGGCCAAGCGGCGACUAAAGGAGACACAAGAAGAGCUCAGCGAGGAGGCAAACCAGAAGGCAGAGAAGAUCCAUCAACUCGGGGAACAGCUUGGGGAAAACAUGGCAAAGGCAGAGACCAUGGGUGCAGAAGGAGAGGUGGAGGAAUCCCUUAAACUCAUGGAAGAAGUAGAGGAACUUAAAAAAAACAAAAGUCUUGCUGAGCAAGACUACAGAAAUUCAAUGCCAGCUUCAAGUUACCAGCAACAAAAGUUACGUGUGUGUGAAGUCUGUUCAGCUUACCUUGGUAUCCAUGACAACGACAGGCGUCUAGCUGACCAUUUUGGUGGGAAACUUCAUUUGGGCUUCAUUACAAUCAGAGAAAAAUUAGAAGAGUUGAAGACACGUGUGGCUGAGAGGAGGAAUUUAAGAGAAAAGGAAAGAGAGGAACAGAAGGUCAAGAGAGAAAAAGAAGAUGAACCUAGGAAAAGUAAAAGUGCCAGUCCUGUGAGAAGGCGUAGUCGCAGCACCAGCAAGCGCAGCCGAAGCAGGAGUAGAAGUCGAAGAAAGAGUCGGUCCCGUAGCCAGAGUCGUGACAGGAACAGAAAACGCCGGUCACACAGUAGUUCUCGCAACAGAAGGAGGUCAAGGUCAGGUGAUCGUAGAUCACACAAGAGGUCAAGACGUUCAAGAUCGAGGUCCAGAUGUAGGCGUUCACGAUCACGACAUUCCAGAUCAAGGCGAUCAAGAUCACGUCGUUCAAGGUCACGUCGGUCAAGAUCACGUUCCAGGUCAAGGUCACGGAGGCAUAGAAGGAGAUCAAGGUCAAGGUCCAGACGUUCUAGAAGCAGAUCAAGGUCAAGGAGGCAUCAUCGCAGAUCACGAUCAGGGUCCCGCAGAAGUAGAAGUUUACAGCGCAGAAGAGAUUCAAGAUCUAGAUCCCGAGACAGUAACCACUCAUAGCUUCCUAUUAGAUUCAGAGGAUGAAAGUGCUUGCAAGAAAAAAGGAGAAACCAGACAAACUGGACAGUUGGAAAAAAACCAUUAAUGCAGCCAACUGUGCAUUUGUUUCAGUUGUACAAUUAUCCAGUGGAUAUAGGGGGAUUUCAUUUGUACAUAAUAUGGACACGAAAUUUUUCCAUCUAUACAUAUUAAAUGAGAACAUCAAGUGAGACUUUUAACAUUCUAAUUAUGUAUCCCCAUCUAUGACAGAUGAUUGUAAGAAAUGACUGAAAUGAUUUUCAUCAGAAUUGCAUUCAUAUUUUGUUUUCCCCAGAGUUGCAAGGUGUUUAUUUACGAAUGAAACUUGAUGGAUAGUAAUAAUUCAUAAGUACAGAUUUCAGUUGCAUAUGAUAAAAGUGUUUUUAUACAUUGUAGUUUUAAUUUGUACAUGGUAACUCUGUUCAUGAGGAACAGGUUUUAAUCAUUGUAUAAAGUCAUCGAAAAUUAUUGCAUAUCUUUUAUCGGGUGAUUUUGAAUUGUAACUGAACAGUAGAUUUCCAAGAGUCCCAACGAAAGCAUACCAUUAUUCUAUAUAUUGCCUUUAAAUAUCAGCCACAAAAGUCUCACAAGUUUAUGCAAUGACACACUGCAUGUCUUGUCAUUAUGGUUUCCUUUAGAAUAAUAAUGGAGCUUAUAAACAUCCCUCACAUUGCUCUUAAUUGAAAUAGGAUGGUAAUAUAUCAUAUUUCUAUCAAAAAUAUUUGUAAGGAAAGCUACAUGCCCCUGUGGCCUAUUGUUUAUAUAAGAUGUGAAAAAAUAAAGCAUGUAAUAUAGAGUUUAUUGAGGUGGUUGAUGGGCAGUUCACUUUUUAAUUCUUUAAAAAAGGUUUGGCCUAAUUGCACUGAGAUGUAAAAUGAAAAUUGCCUAAAGGAAAGCUUAUGUAAUUAAACAUAUUCUUAAGGUUUAACUUGGAAUUUGAAAGUAAACAUGAUUGUAGAUAUUGGAUCACUUUUCAUUUGAAACACACAUACUUUUCUAAUGUUGAACAUGUUUGUUAUUAUAUGAUGAAGGCUCAUAUUUUAAUUUCAAUAAAAGCUAUUGCCCUUAA